Messenger RNA from Apis florea (little honeybee), 1897 nucleotides. RefSeq names its product toll like receptor (gene Tl). Gene Ontology annotation, molecular function: protein binding. NCBI's taxonomy places the organism in Eukaryota, Metazoa, Arthropoda, Insecta, Hymenoptera, Apidae. Gene Ontology annotation, biological process: signal transduction. The record is from RefSeq and is a predicted model, not a curated record.
AUCGUGGUCGUGGCAGGUCACGUGGUUUUGUUUCGUCAUUCUGUUCAGACUCACGGUAGCAUGCAAGCAUACAAGGAAUCGACAGUUUUUGUUGAACCGUUUCAGUGAACGUUGUAUCUAUGAAUUUUUAUCAAUUUUGAAAUAAUUAGAAAUUUUUCUUCGCAAUUUACAAUAAUGUUUCGAUUACUACAAUCGAAUCAAACGAAAUUUAUUAUCGAAUGAUUGUGAUUGUGAAAUACGCAGUGUGUUCACGUGAUUGAAUAAUUCUGGCAAAAAAAAAAAAACAAAUAGUGACAACGAAUGAUUGCAACGAAUAAUCCUUCACAUUGAAUUUGCGUACGUUAUUCCAUAUCGAACUUUACAAAAUGUUCAACUUUAUAAAAUCCUCGUUUCGAUGUUGGAUCAUUUUUGGAAUUGUUAUCGCGACAUGUUAUGCGGAAAUUCGAUGUCCAACGGAGCAAAAUUGCAACUGUUAUCUAAGUCCUGAAGGAGUUUUUGAGAUACAAUGUCCAACGGAUAAUUAUUCUGCCUUCACUGUGAAAGUCAAAUCGCACGAACGUAUUGGGAUUGAAUGUGUAAAUUUUCCAAAAUGGAUUGAUUUUCCAACGAAUGUGUUACCACCUGAAAAUGUAACUCUAUUGUACUUCAAGAUGUGCGAAUUACCAAUAAACCAGAGUUUAAGUGAGAUCUCGUACAAACUUGGUGCUCAAAAUGUAGAAAAGCUGAUAUUCCAUUCAUAUGGCAAAAUUUCUGUUCUGAAUAGGAAACAUUUACAAGGUUUCCCAAAUUUGGAAUAUCUGAGCUUGACGUGUAACAAUUUGACCAAUUUUAGCAAUGAUACUUUCGCCGAUGUACCACGACUCAAGAAUCUCAAUUUACGCCAAAACAAUAUUUAUUCAUUAUCUGGAAUUUUCAAUUACAUACCCUAUUUAGAGAUACUUGAACUUGGUGAUAACAAACUGAAGGAAAUAGAUGCGAACACAUUCGAACCAUUAAAAGCACUGAAAAUGUUAAAUAUGUGGGGGAAUAAGUUCACAGAAUUCAAAUCGAAUAUAUUCGAUAAACUUGUGUCAUUGAAUUCCUUGGAUAUAAGCAGCAAUUAUUUAAAUAUUUUGCCCAAUGAUAUUUUCGCGAAAUUGGUAAAUUUGGAAUUGUUAAAUUUGGCUUGGAAUAAUUUUUCCUCGUUACCAGAAGGUCUAUUGCAGCACAAUGUUAAAUUAAACAAAGUACAAUUAUAUAAUAAUAGAAUAAGCAUGGAGACAUUACCGAAUGGAUUGUUUGCGAAUUUGAAAAACCUCAAAGAGAUAGAGUUAAAAAAUAAUGGUUUGAUAAAAUUGCCUGAUCUUCUAUUUCAUGAUUCCAUAUCACUUGAGAUCAUCGAUUUGUCUUCCAAUAAUCUUGAGUCUCUUCCUGAAUAUCUUUUUACGAAUUUGAUCAAUUUAACGAAAUUAACACUCAAUCGCAACAAAUUGAUAUCAUUACCAAAUAAAAUCUUCUCACAAUUGAAGAAAUUGAUUACGUUAGAUUUAUCUUCGAAUAAUCUUACUUCAAUAUCUCGAUCUCUUUUUAAUGAUUUAAUAUCACUUCAAAAUUUAAAUAUGGAAAAGAAUCAAUUAAAGAUCAUAGAAGAAACAAGUUUCAAUUUCUUGACCAAACUACGCAUUGCAAAAUUUUCUGACAAUCAACUUACAUUUAAUACUUCGAUAAAUAGUUAUAUAGAUGAAUAUGGAAGGAGAUCACCUUUUCAAAGUUGUUCAUCUCUAGAAGAAUUGUAUCUGGACAAAAAUAAUAUUUCGGACAUUUUUGGUGAUUGGCUCGUAACUCAUGUAAAGCUGAAGAAAUUAAAUCUUCAGUUUAAUCAGAUAUCAGAAAUAUCAGUAAGAUAAUAAAAAUAUUA